AAGGAACCAGGAGUUCGCAUGCCUCUUCGCAAGGCGCAACCGAGACAAGUUCCCCCAGUCCAAUGGCAGCCAUGCUGCGGUGCAUGCCGCUGCCUAUUCAUGCACUUCUCCUAUUCUACCUGUCACUUUCCGUAUCAGUGGCCGCCAGCGACGAGACAGUGUUGCUGAAUGGAGCGUCGGAAAGGCGAGGAUAUUCCAAGGGCGAGCUGAUGCCCGUUAGCUGUCUCAAUCGAACAAUUGAUACAGGUGAACAUAUCACCGACAGUUACGGGAACCUACAAUAUAUACCAUUUCCGACAUGCAACGAGACGAACCAGCCCCUGUCCUUCUUAUACAACACGCCUCAAACCCAGACGUGUACCAUUGAAUCUCUUCCCGAUGAACUUUAUCAUCUCUUCGAGUUCUUCGUCCACAGCGACGUGCCCUUGUCAUGUCGAAUACCAUCCCACCCGUUGUCUCAGGAAGAGCUAGGAAUAACUUCAUCAUUACCGGAGGUUGGCGGAACCGGGGCUGAGAAGGAUUUGUGGACGCCUUUCACAAUCGCUCUACAAGGGACACUUCAGCUGUCCCAUCUCCACCUCCACACGAAUAUCAACGUCCUGUUCCACAUGUCUCAAGAUACCGAAGAUUCGAAGGCGCCGGCAUCCUCGCAUUUGAUCGCGUCCACGGCGUACUCCUUGCCAAACGUGUCCGCGUCAGCACCGAUUGAGGGAACGAAGAUUGUCCGCAACGAACCCGUGGUUCUUACAUUUAACGUUGGUUGGAUUGACGGUGCGGUAUUACCGGGCAUGGUUGGCCGCCCUGUCCUUGGAGUUACGAAUCACAGUCUGGGAUUUUCCUUGUUAAGUUUUUGUGCAGUGGCUGCGGCUGCUGGUGUGGGAGCAAUGGCCAUGCUGAUUUACGAAAGACAAAAGAGUGGGAGGAGCGGCGUCUAUGGAAAUGGGCUUCUGGGGGGCAAUGUUGGAAAUGGAAUGCCUAGGACCUCAGGGUACGGGGGAUAUGGCGGCUACGGCGGGUAUACUAACAGCGUGGGAAAAAGGGAUUGAGGAAAGUCAGUAUGCAAUGUACU
Molecule: messenger RNA, 1069 nt
Organism: Exophiala viscosa
Lineage: Eukaryota; Fungi; Ascomycota; Eurotiomycetes; Chaetothyriales; Herpotrichiellaceae
Exons: 3
Coding region: 63-1046 (327 amino acids)
Source: RefSeq, a predicted model, not a curated record